UCAUUGUAGCUGUUGUUUCUUUCUUUUUUGAUUUUCGUACUUUUUUUGAAAGACGGAAAUGUAAAAUUUUCCUAUUGCUUUAACCGCGAACUCUUCCUAUCCCUUUUUCAUGCAUAUUUUGUGACCGUUCUAAAACUUCUAUGCCCUCUCAGAUCACGGUAGUAAUGAAAUCCCACACUAUCGGUACAUUGGAUGCUUUAAAGAUAAACGGGGGGCGCGUGCCAUGCCUGAAUAUCUUUGACUUAGCUGGCCGAAAGGAAGUCUUGCUUCAAUAAAGAAAUGUGCCAAGAUCUCGUGGAGUAAAGGGUACCAAGUGUUUGGCGUCGGUUACAAUGGGCGUGAAUGUUGGUCUGGAGUGAACGCAAGUCUUACAUACGCCAGAUAUGGUAAUUUUACUGGAUGUUCAAAUGGUAUUGGUGGACACUGGGCCAAUGACGUCUACGCCUUCGUUUCCGUAAAACCAAUUAUUACCAGUUUGCUAGAGCCCAAGAACGUUAAAUCUGGGACCCUAGUGACAUUAUUUUGCAAAGAAUCAAGCUCUCAGCUUCCUUUAGCUAGUAUCACGUGGUACAGAGGAGCAAAUAAAAUUCCCACCAACAUUGUAACAAUGGACGUUUAUAAACAGGGUUAUUACUGGUGUAAUGCAAGUAAUAUACCACAUCAUGGACCAGCACGAAGUGAAAGACUUUUACUUGUUGUUACAGAUUACUUCACGUCUAUUAUAAAUUUCAAGGCAAAGAAUAACAAGCCAAAGAAUAACAAGCCACAGAAUAACAAGCCAAACAUAAAUGACCAACCACAGGACCCUUGUGAACAAAUUGCUAAAUACCUCUCAAGCAAAGAUAAACCAAGAGAGUAUAAACAUGCUAAAAAUACAUUAAAUAGGUGGGAGGAGUCUAACAAACUUAGUACGUUGGAUUGUGUUAUUUAUGGAAAGAAGAAAAACCAAAACGAAGGCUUGGACGACUAUUAUAGAAGCCUCGUGGAGAUUCUCAAAGAAGGAGCGAAGAAGAACAAGAUAGAAGGCUUGAAGAUCGACUGGAAAUUAAUCUUGGUGAAAGACACAGGAAUGUGUAUCAAGGAAACAACAGGCAAGCAAAAUAUCAAAGGUUUCUUUACCUGGCAAUCAACAAAAAUAGGCGACUCAGUGACUGUCGAGUGUCCUUUGGGACCGAGUGGGUCGUCUGUUACGAGAAGAUGCGGCGGGGACUUCGAUACUGGUGCUGUGUGGAUUGACCCGAAUGAUGAAGCAGCAGUAAGGGGGAUCCGCGAUCGAUGCCAAAGAUAUACGGGUUUAACUCGCGGAUUUACGAAGACGGGUACAGCAGAUUUACGGGAUUUCCCGCGCCGUGUCCUUACUGCUGCUGUGUUGGGUACCGCAAACGGAGGUUAA
Messenger RNA from Actinia tenebrosa (Australian red waratah sea anemone), 1393 nucleotides. RefSeq lists its product as uncharacterized. Gene Ontology annotation, cellular component: membrane. The record is from RefSeq and is a predicted model, not a curated record. Gene Ontology annotation, molecular function: G protein-coupled receptor activity. Lineage: Eukaryota; Metazoa; Cnidaria; Anthozoa; Actiniaria; Actiniidae.